CCUGCGCUGGCCAUGCCCGUGCCCACGGAGGGCACCCCGCCACCUCUGAGUGACACUCCCAUCCCAGUCCCGGCCUACUUCCACCAUGCAGAACCUGGAUUCUCCCUCAAGAGGCCCAGGGGGCUCAGCCGGAGCCUCCCACCUCCCCCCCCUGCCAAGGGCAGCAUCCCCAUCAGCCGCCUCUUCCCUCCUCGGACCCCAGGCUGGCACCAGCUGCAGCCCCGGCGGGUGUCAUUCCGGGGUGAGGCCUCAAAGACUCUGCAGAGCCCUGGGUAUGACCCAAGCCGGCCAGAGUCCUUCUUCCAGCAGAGCUUCCAGAGGCUCAGCCGCCUGGGCCACGGCUCCUAUGGAGAGGUCUUCAAGGUGCGCUCCAAGGAGGAUGGCCGGCUGUAUGCGGUAAAGCGUUCCAUGUCACCAUUCCGGGGCCCCAAGGACCGGGCUCGCAAGCUGGCCGAGGUGGGCAGCCACGAGAAGGUGGGGCAGCACCCAUGCUGCGUGAGGCUAGAGCAGGCCUGGGAGGAGGGCGGCAUCCUGUACCUGCAGACGGAGCUGUGCGGGCCCAGCCUGCAGCAACACUGUGAGGCCUGGGGCGCCAGCCUGCCUGAGGCCCAGGUCUGGGGCUACCUGCGGGACACGCUGCUUGCCCUGGCCCACCUGCACGGCCAGGGCCUGGUGCACCUUGAUGUCAAGCCUGCCAACAUCUUCCUGGGGCCCCGGGGCCGCUGCAAGCUGGGUGACUUCGGACUGCUGGUGGAGCUGGGUACGGCAGGAGCUGGUGAGGUCCAGGAGGGAGACCCCCGCUACAUGGCCCCCGAGCUGCUGCAGGGCUCCUAUGGGACAGCAGCGGAUGUGUUCAGUCUGGGCCUCACCAUCCUGGAAGUGGCAUGCAACAUGGAGCUGCCCCACGGUGGGGAGGGCUGGCAGCAGCUGCGCCAGGGCUACCUGCCCCCUGAGUUCACUGCCGGUCUGUCUUCCGAGCUGCAUUCUGUCCUUGUCAUGAUGCUGGAGCCGGACCCCAAGCUGCGGGCCACGGCCGAGGCCCUGCUGGCACUGCCUGUGUUGAGGCAGCCUCGGGCUUGGGGUGUGCUGUGGGGCAUGGCAGCGGAGGCCCUGAGCCGAGGGUGGGCCCUGUGGCAGGCCCUGCUUGCCCUGCUCUGCUGGCUCUGGCAUGGGCUGGCUCACCCUGCCAGCUGGCUGCAGCCCCUGGGCCCGCCAGCCACCCCGCCUGGCUCACCACCCUGCAGUUUGCUCCUGGACAGCAGCCUCUCCAGCAACUGGGAUGAUGACAGCCUAGGGCCCUCACUCUCCCCUGAGGCUGUCCUGGCCCGGACUGUGGGGAGCACCUCCACCCCCCGGAGCAGGUGCACACCCAGGGAUGCCCUGGACCUAAGUGACAUCGACUCAGAGCCUCCUCGGGGCUCCUUCCCCUCCUUUGAGCCUCGGAACCUCCUCAGCCUGUUUGAGGACACCCUAGACCCAACCUGA
Molecule: messenger RNA, 1485 nt
Organism: Nomascus leucogenys (northern white-cheeked gibbon)
Lineage: Eukaryota; Metazoa; Chordata; Mammalia; Primates; Hylobatidae
Gene: PKMYT1
Product: protein kinase, membrane associated tyrosine/threonine 1
Biological process (GO): protein phosphorylation
Molecular function (GO): ATP binding; protein kinase activity
Source: RefSeq, a predicted model, not a curated record